Pocillopora meandrina is the source of this 9159-nucleotide messenger RNA. Lineage: Eukaryota; Metazoa; Cnidaria; Anthozoa; Scleractinia; Pocilloporidae. The record is from the annotation of a GenBank genome assembly.
AUGUACACUUUUCUAUCUAGGUGUGGCAGUGUUGUUCUGGACUUCAUGAUGAGGUUCGAUCAGCGUGUAGUACUCAGCCAUGUUGUGACUUCUCUGUCGGAUGCUGCAAGGGAAGACAGAUUCGGUGAUUUUAAAGUCGAUCCAGACUCAAUAAAACAAGUUUUGACAUCCAAAGGUACAUGUUACAAAGAAACUGUUUCAGACCAAAUUAAAAAAGGAAGGGUAACACCCUGUUUUGCCUUAGUAUUUAGACAGUCAAAGUGCACAUUCUCUCGUUUACAAGCCAUGUCAUUAGAGCAGUAUUUUUGCCAGGAUUAAAGUAAAACCUUGCUCCAAUAUUGCUUCAUUAAGCCUCACGAAACCAAUUAAUUUAGGUCAUGAAGAAGGCAAGGGCUCAAGUAACGACGUCAUGUUCAGAGCGUUUAUUGGUAUUCUUGUCCUCAUAAUCCUUCUUCUGAUAAUUUACAUAAUCUGGCUACACAGGAGAGGUGAGUAACAAUUUCAUUACUUACGUUAGAGUGGUGGGGGCAGGAUCCGUCAUGAAGCAAGACAAACUUUUUUUUACCUCCACCCAAAGAAUUCUAAUUUUUUUUCUUUUUCCUCCUCCUUAGGCGCUAAAGAAAAAAAACGGUAAGAAUUUGCUCUUACAUGGAAUAUUUUAAGAUUAUUCUUCAGAUAAAAUAUCAUCCUAAAAUAAAAUGAAAAAAGUGACAAAAUUUAUUUCAUAAACAUUUGCAUAUUAGUAGAGGUAAUCACAUGAUUUCGAGUGCAAUUUUGAAUAAAUAAGCACGAGUACAUUUUUCAAAUACUAACAAAAUUGCACGAGCCCGUAAGGCGAGUGCAAUUUGUGAAAAAAAUCAACAAGUGCUUAUUUAAUCCAAAUUGCACGAGAAAAAUCAUGUGAUUACGUAUUAAUAAUAUACAUGAACAAAUACGAGAUAGCUUAUCAUAAUUAAGCAAGAGCAAAACGCGCGCAUCAAGUGCUAAAAUAAACCAAACCUUGCGUUCGGUCAAAAAGACCGCGUACGAUCAAAACAAUAAUAUACAACGAUAUUUUCACAUCUUUAAGAUGCAAAGAGUUCAAAGUCCGGUUAAACAGUUUAAGGAAUUGUUCAGUCUGUGUCCGUAUCCCUUUCGAUGAAAUGGAAUCGUCUUUUCUGAGGUUUAACAAUGUUUGUUUUUAUUUUCGGCGUAGAAUCGCUCGAACAAAGUGUUAAGCUGGGUUGGCCCGUAAUUUCGAUUUCCUUGACAAUUCCCUUCUCUAAACACCACUUUUUCCAAACCGACACCUAAAAAGCAGUGCUUUUCACAGUUUUUUCGUUGUUAGAGCUGUUUUUCAGUUGUUGCGACACCUAAAAAGCAGUGCUUUUCACAGUUUUUUCGUUGUUAGAGCUGUUUUUCAGUUGUUGCGACUUGCCUACUUAAAACGCCGUCCAUUGUUUCGCUCGGAAAUUUUCAGCGUAUUCAAAUGUUGCGACAUCCAAGGCUGGAAUUUGAUUGGUUAACUGUGAGUUUCUUUGAUUAUUCACCAAUGAGAAUGUAUGGUUUGUUACUUCUUUGUACUGAAUUAGCCCUCUUCUGCAUUGAAUCACCUGAAAACUACAUUUAUCUUAACAAACAGAACUGAGUAAUUUUUCAUGUAUAUUAUUAGCGCUGUAAUGGCUGCCGUGAACUUUGCGCUCUUGCGAAUUUUCUGCUCCGUACUUUUUUUUGUUAAUAGCCUUUCAUUACCUGACCAUUUAUACAAGGACUUACAAGUGUUCAUUUGUGGAAGAUCCCACUAAAAUUUUACUUUCUUCUCGGUACUAAGAUCCAGGGAAUAAACCAUGGUUAUAAUUUCAAACUGUUGUCUGCUAUUACUCCAGAAACAAAGAAUGGAAAUAUUGUUUUUUCUCUGUUUUAUCUAUUCAUUGGGGUAGAUAAUAACUUCUUAUUGACCUGGCGUGAGGGAAUAUUGGAGAAUAUUGGCCCGAGGUCGUAGCAUUACGAACGUACAAAAACGAACGAGGGCCAAUAAUCCCAAGUUCGGCUCGAGCACGUGAGGUAAGUAGGAAAGAAUAAUACAUGGGCGCGCGUAGAUAUGGAAUUUCCCUUCGAGUUGAACACGAGAAGAGAAAUCUCAUAUCUACAAGCAACCAUGUAUUAUUUUGUUUAUCAUAUAAACACAAUAGCCCUUUACUGACAAGAAAAGUCAAUUUUAUUUGUGAAUGAAAAUAAAGGGAUCGAGAAUCCUCGAAUGAAAGUCCUAAAGUGCGUUGGCGUUCAGGCUCAAGACGAAAAAUUGCGUUAAAACAAUAUAAAAACAGACAAUGGGCGUAAUUUUUUAAAAUACAAAUUUCUCAGUUAUUUACUUAGUCCUUGGCGACAGGAGAAAUCUUUCAGGUCACGGUCAAAAAUCUGCUUGUGGCAAAUCUUCCAGUUGUCGAUUUUCGUUCUCAGCCGCGCGAAACGCCAUUACCAAAGCCACUCAAUACCCAACUUUCGGUUUUCUUUCCGUAUUUUGGUUUUCUUCCUCUUCUAGGAAAGUUUGAACGUCACUGUCUGUAAGCGAUACGGAUUUUUCAGUGUUUUAGCAGCUAUAAUCCGUAAAGAUUCCGACAAACGACCUUGGAUUGAGAAUGGUAAAAGCAUCGCCGUUCAUUCUUCGACCUAACCGAGUGGCGCGAAAGGCGAGUGACGUGUCAGCAGCUGAUUGGCGAUAUCAAACACUGGUGGAAAAAAAAACAUUUUUCACGUUUGUUGUUACGGCUUUUAUCAGAUCUAAAAAUCCUUGUAUAACACCGUAGUUUAUAUGAUAAAGUAUAUUAUAGGUUUAAAAUAUGAUAUUUUUUCACCUUUUCACUAAUUCAGCAACUGAUGAUUUUUUUAUCACAUAAACUGCGGUGCUAUACAAGGAUUUCCGGCCCUGAGAAAAGUCGUAACAACACACGUGAAAAAAUAUUGUAUUUUUCACGUCUGUUGACAGAGCCAAACAGCUGCUUACACGUCACUCGCCUCUAGCGCCACUCGGUCAGGUUGAUGAAUGAACGGCAAAGCCUUCACGAUUCUCAAUACAAGUUGCUUGUCGGAGCCUUCUCGAAUUAUGGCGGCUAAAACUCUAAAAAAUCUGGGAUCAAUAUCAGUAUCUGGGCAACUGCCCACCUACCCCUCUUCCCUAAUUCAACAACAGUCAAUUGACAAAAUGUUGGGUUAGAAAAGAGGGGUAGGUGGGCAGUUGUCCAGAUAUUGAUAUUGAUCCAAAAUCCGUAUCGCUGACAGACAAUGAGGUUCAAACUCUCCUAGAAGAGGAAGAAAACCAAUAUACUAAAAGAAAAACCGAAAGUUGCGUAUUCAGUGGCUUUUGUGUUAACAUUUCUCUCGGCUGAGAAUGAAAAUCGACAACUGGAAGAUUUGCCACGGGCCGAUUUUGGCCGUUUACCUAAAAGACUUCUUUCGGUAAGGACAAAGUCAAUAAAUGAGAAUUUUGCAAAUUGAAAAUUAUGACCAUUGUUGUUUUUGUAAUCAUGAUUCAACGCAUUUUUCCAUCUUAAGAGUUAGCGCCAAUGCACUCUAUGAUUGUUAUUCGAGGAUUGUCGAUUCAUUUAUUUUCAUUCAUCAAUGAAGUCGGCUUUUCUUCCCAGUUUAUAUGAUAACAAAAUAAUACAUGAUUGCUUGUAGAUAUGGAAUUUCUCUUCUCGUGUUCAACUCGAAGAGAAAUUCCAUAUCUACGCGCGCCCAUGUAUUAUUCUCUACAUAUUGGAAAUUUGGCCUAUUGUUUGUUUUUGUAGUGAUUUCAUCGUCAUGUUUUCAUCUUGAGUGUGCCAACACACUGUUCGAUUUUUAUUCGAGGAUUGCCGAUCCUUACAUUUUCAUUCAUUAACUUUUCUUUCAGUAGAGGGCUAUUGCUUUUAUAUGUAAUAAACAAAAUAAUACACUGUUGUUUGUAGAUAUGAAAUUUCUCUUCUCGUGGCCAACACGACAUCUCACUCGUGAGCUAUCGAGUUAAACACUCAAAGAGAAAUUCCAUAUCUACUCGUGCCCAUGUAUUAUUCCCUAUUUACUCUGAUUUUGGGCGAAAUCAUGACCCUUGGAAUGCUUAUAUACGCCGAAGUCUUGGAUCUAACUUCAACUGUUUCGUCGAAGAUCAUAUAUUCAUUUAUUCAUUCUUAAAACGUACUUUUCAAGCGGGCCUAUGACUAAAUUAAUUAGUUAUUAGCGAUUUUUUUUCUCCCAGACGUUCCUAGGAAUUUACUUUGUAAAUUUACAUCAAUGUUGGUUAUCCUUACCCUAGGUUCAUUAUUAAAUUACUCAAUAUAGUAUAUUAUUAUUAAUGUGCAUAUGAACAUACAUUCUGUACUUGUAUGGUAUGUGCGCAAUGUAAGUUCUUUAUUGUUUAAUAUUAGAAUUAGUUUUAGUAUUUAUUGCUAUUAUGAUUUUAUUUCUCUUUACAGUAGGACUUAUGAAGAAGAAAAAACUGUUUACGACGUAAGUUACGGCUAAGACAUUAAGGUUGCAUCGGUGCGAGGAGGAAGUAUGUGAUCUUACUUUUAAUUUGCUAUAUUCACGAGAAAUUGGCAAUCUUUGAAGGAAGAGAAAAAAGGAUUUUACUAAAAAUGCAGAAGGAAUGUAUUUAAAACGGGUUGCAGAUACCAUGUGAUUAAUAACCUAUAACUGGAUAUGGACUUUGCCGUGGGACCAGGUCAAGCUAAUCACUAGAUUUUUUUCUCGGUUGUUCCAAAUUUCACACAUAAAUUAAUUCAUAGGUCUGCUUUCGGUUGAGAUUUGUUUUCCAAAUAAAUCUUCGAAUAAUUCCAGAAAUCUCGGUCAAUCCGUUGAACAUGAUCCUUUCAGUGGUGGAGAACAUGUUUUUUAUUGAUUUAAGAUACAAGAAAGGAAGUAUAUAAACAUGAGUCAGAUAAAAAUGCUUAAAAUGUUUUUGCCUUGUAUGGCCUGUUGUAGAAAUUUACCAAACUUUAUUGUUACAUACCCAUUUAUUAAGUAGUUGAACGGGUACAUUGAUUUGAUAGAAUGUGGUGACGCUACAAGAUAUCGAACUAAGUCAGCACCAUUCAAGCACACCCGGGCAGCCCUCUUCAGAGUACGUGGGUCUCAGAGAAGCCAGGAAAGAUAAUAGAAAAGCACAAAGUACAAGUCCAGGUUACGAGCUUCCUCAUCCAGCAAAACGCUCCUGGGAAGUUCCAAGACAUCACGUUACCAUCGAUAAAGUAAUUGGUAAAGGUGCUUUUGGACAGGUUGCCAAGGGAACGGCAGUAGGACUUCAAGGGAGGCCUGAUACGACUACAGUGGCCAUUAAGAUGCUCAAAGGUGAGUCAUGUACUUAUUUCAGGACAUUUCUUACGGUUUUUUUUGUGUUUUUUGUUUUGCAUAUCAUUAACUUUUGCUGUUUAACUCUCCAGCUAACGCUAAGGUAUCGUACAAAAGGGAAUUGAUGAAAGAACUUGAAACGAUGAAGAAGCUUAAAAAAAAUCCUCACGUCAUCAAACUCUUGGGAUGUGUUACGGAAUCUGGUAUGUUUUGAUUAUGUAGGUUUUUGAUGCCAAACGCAUUUUCCUUGUAAUUUACAAAAAAGGCAAUAACAAUUCGCUUUAAUUUUUAGGAAAACGCUUUCUUCUUUGUUUUCAGAGGAACUCCUGGUACUGAUUGAAUAUGUCCCUUUUGGAGAUCUGCUCGGUUACCUGAGAAAGAGCCGUGGAUUAAAUGACACUUAUUACAAAGACCCGGAUAUCAAACCUCGAACCAAUCUGACGUCACAGCAGUUGAUGAAGUUUGCCUGGCAAAUCGCUGAUGGCAUGAGUUACCUGUCCUCAGAAUCUGUAAGUUAACUAACAAAUGCAAAAGACGUAAUUUAAUUCUAAAAUAUUCCUUGUAGGGCGUACCGUCAUGGUAAGUUUUUCUGACAUGCAUACUAUUUCAUAUUUUGCAAACAUUUUCUUACCGUUUGGUCUAGAGCUUUUUCUGUAGGGCGCACCCUCCAAUUUUCAACGCUAUCAACCAUGCUUUUUGUUAUUAACAUUAUUUUUUUUAUUUGCGGUUGGCAAUCGUCGUGCAGCCUUGCAGAUGUACCUCACCCUCGACUUCUUCUGGUCUCGCUGACUCCCAUAAAGUUUCCAAUUGUCAACAGUUCAUUGAUUAUCGAAAGAGAAUUUUCUCCAAUUCUCCUGGAAACUGUAACAGUACUAAUGCAUUUUAAUUUAUUAUCACUUGGGCUUAUAAGAAAUACACGCGCUGUUGAAUUCGCUAAAAGCGGAUAAUUUUAGAUCUGAACUUUUUUUUCAGUUCCUCUUUUAAUUACUGAUUCUCCCUUCUUUCACGAUCAAUUCCUUUAGAUCAUCCACCGAGACCUUGCAGCCCGUAAUGUGUUGGUUGGACAAAACGAAACGUGUAAGGUGACAGACUUUGGAAUGGCUAGAGAUGUGCAACAGGAAAAUAUUUAUGAACGAAAAACAAAGGUAAUACAAAAAUGGGGACUACUCAGUUAUAGAACAUUUAGCAUAAUCACCUUACACAGUAACUCUCGUGGCAGAGGUGACAUGUUUAUGGUUUUCGAUCAGGAUAUCUCUGGAUUGGACCUGAUAAGGAAAUAACGGAUACUUAUCGAGUGCUAUUUCAUCUAUAACUGUCGUUUAUUUCUCGCUAACUAUUAUUUUUGUUCCCUUUCAUAAAUCUUUAGGGCCGUCUUCCAGUGAAGUGGACAGCUUAUGAGGCGUUGUUUUAUGGUACCUAUACCACCAAAAGUGACGUGUAAGUAUAUCUGAUCAUAAUUGUGAAAGAUGACGUCUAUUAAACAAGUGGUUCAUGCUUAGCGUGCGUACAUAGAGGUAAGGAUUGGUAUGGAUGUUCGUGGGAAGUUUGGAGAGCACAAGAGAAGUGUAAGAAUUCCUUUAGGGGCGGUGGAUAGCAAUUCUUGCUUCUUGACUGCUCCCCAGACUUUCCAAGUGCAUCCACAACUCGAUAUACGCACAGUUACAGGCAUUAACUAAUUGUUGUAUGACAUAGCAGACACAAUUUGUCCACGAUAUAAUAGUCGCGUGCUACCUGAAAGUUAUAAGUAAAAGGUAAGGCAAUAAUGACAAGAAGUAUUUCGAGUUUAAAACUUUUUUCAAAGAAGUGCUAAAUAUGUUGUUUUUAGAGCGAAGAAUGUGUGAAUUUCUUGCGCCUACCAGUCUCACGAAAUGUUAGGAAUUACAUCAAGGAUUCUAACGAAAUGCUAUCGAAAAUACUCGAAAAAAUAAUAAUUACCGACCUGAAGAAGAGUCCAAACGUCGCAAAGCCUCAUUUGAGAUCAGCAAGUUCAGUUUUCUUUUUCAAGCCAUUACUCGUGUUGCGUCGGGGAAUCGAAGUAUCGUUAACUCUAAAGCUAAUUCCGUCGCCUUAAGAUUUAAAUGUCCAUUCAGUUUCCAAAUCUAGUGAUAUUUGGCAUACUUACUUUUCACUUUGUGCCUCAAAUUCAGUCUUAAAAACGACUGGAACCCACGGCUAAACUGGAAGGGGGCCUUGCAGCAAAUACACUUGUACACAUACAACGGCCGUGCGUCCUUAGAGAUAGUAGACAUUCUACAAUGACUCAAUAGCUAGGAAUAAGAUGAAAGAAGUGCGCACUAACUUAUAAAUUUUCCUCCUGUAAAUGUUAUCACUGAAAAAAGGGAUUAAAAAGUUUGUCAAAAAGAUAUUCGUUUUGUCUUAUAUAAUGUUUAUGUCUUCAGCCAGCCAUUUUACUCAUGUUUUCUUUGCCUCCCUGCAGAUGGAGUUAUGGAGUUGUCCUUUACGAGAUUUUCACCAUAGGUAACGUCUGAUGGAAAUUUAAGAGACUGCAGAGAUUUUUUGCCAUACACGUAUUUGAACUGAACAAUUUUGUAACCGAAGUAUUUGUGCUCAUCCAUUUAUUUAAAAUAUCCACACGUCUACGGUACUAAACUUGAGGAGGGAAAAUGCAUAUGCAAGAAAUAAACUCACAAUAAAGAAAAAGAUUUAUGUGCAUAACUAUACAAAGCAUUUAUAAACAACGAGUCUGCUUCUAAAAAGUGGACAUAAACGUUAAUGUACAGGACUAAAUCUAUACACAAAACUUAACAAAUUUUUCAACAUAAAUUUCGUAACAUCAUGUAGCGAUAUAAAUAUCAACCACAAGUACACAACUAAUGAAACGUACAAACACUCAAGGGUAAUUAACACGCGAAAGCAAAACAACACGGAAAACGGUAGAGAAGCAGGUUUCGCGAAUAGCAAUGCAUUCUGUUCAGGUAGACAACUCCCUAUACAAAUUCAUACUCCAUCAAAAUGACAUAGAUGAUGCUUUCAUUGAUGGUCGUUGUUUAAGACAUUAACAUUCCGACUGUCUUGUUGAAUUCUUUCAGGCGGUUCACCUUACCCAAGAAUGGAUGGAAAAAAAAUUGCCAACCUAAUUGAAGAGGGAUACAGAAUGCCUAAGCCACAACACGUGGAUGAUCAAUUGUAAGCUUCUAUUAAGUCUUUUUCUUUCCUUGCAACAGGAAAUAUUCUAUAAACUCUUUCACAUCAACUGAUGUUUGAUGUUCACAAGAUGAAAUAAUCCUGUAUUCCAUAUAAAAAAUUCUAGGUAUCAGAUCAUGAUGAGAUGCUGGCAAAAUGAUCCAGAUGAAAGACCAACUUUCACUGAAUUAAAAAAUCAGCUUAAAGACAAGGAAACUCUACACAAGGUGAGAAUUAUGGCGGACAUGGAAAUUUGCUUUUACGCUGGAGUAUCUUUAAAUUCAUAGCUUGUCAUUCAGAUGGCCUAACUUGAUAUGUACUCAUCUCUUCUAAUUUGUGCGAAGUUUGGAUUGCUUCUUCCUGUUGUUUCCUUGAAGCAAACAAAGUAAAGGUUAUUAUCGGUUGUUAUCGGUAUAUGAGAAGCAAAAUAAAAUGUUCCAACAACAGAAAAAUCUUUAUGGUCAUUAUAUAAAAGAUGAUAAGACUAUUGCAAAAUUGCACUGAAAUGUCCCCCAAAAAAGCGAACAAUAACGUUUUGUAAUUCUAAAAAUACUGCUACCUGACAGUUAAUGUGGAUAACUCAUGAUAUAACGUAAAGGGGGAACACAUUCAGUUUCAUAAUGCUAUCUCUCUUUUUCUCUUUAGAGGCUGAUCAACAUGAGAAUGUACGACAAGAAGUUGUAUGCAAACGUCGAGGAUUUAAUAGUGUAG